Marchantia polymorpha subsp. ruderalis is the source of this 900-nucleotide messenger RNA. The record is from the annotation of a GenBank genome assembly. Lineage: Eukaryota; Viridiplantae; Streptophyta; Marchantiopsida; Marchantiales; Marchantiaceae.
CGUGAGGAAGCACGUCCGCUGAAUCGUAAUAAGUAACGGACUCCGAGUAGUCCUGUCCGAGUCAGCGAGAGGGAUGUCCAUCUGUCAUUUGUGAGGCGGCGACGGAGAUCUCGAUUUGAAGCUCGGGAGAUUUUUGCGUUCGUCGCAGAGGCCACAUCUUCGCGUACUUCGUGAUUUGGAAUCUGCAGGAGCAGCGUGUCACAGAGAUCUCUUCGAGCGAUUGCAUUUUUCGGGUCGUGUGCAUGGCGGGGUCGUCGGCCUUCGACAGGCCCGGAGGAAGGUGCACCUGGUCACGUUCUCUCCCGGCAACGUCGUCUCGUGCACCUUCUUCCUCCAUUGGUAUUUGGCAGCAUUUGAGUCACUUGCUGCCUCGACCGCACCUCGUUCUUUAUGACCGUGGCCACGAGCUCGUGGUUCUUCUGCCGCGGGUUGACUCGUUCGUGCGUCACUCCAUGCGCCAGGGAAGGGGGCAGAUCGUUCAAACCCAUCAGGUGUUUGCAGGUAUAUCAUGGCAAUUUAUCGAGGGUAUUUGGCAUUGUUUCCAGCCUCGUGAAUCUCGCAUGGUGAUCCUGACUGCCGAUAUUUCAUCAUAUUGCCACUGCAUUCCGCCUCCAGUGUCAAAUUGAUACUAUUUCCUGUGUCAAGGAUUCAAUCAAUCAACAGUAAUUUUCAUGGUUUGACAUGCCCAUGAAUCAUUUGAUUACCUGCUCAUUGUUUGCCUUGUCGCCAUAUAUGCCCUCGGCAGGGCAUAAUUCAUCAUACGAGCUUUUUAAAAUGUCCUCGUAAUUCAUUCCUCUUUCUCAUUCUUAUGGUGAAACUCUGAGUCCCGUGGCUUGGUGCCAUGACCUCGGUGCAUUGCACUUUUUUACAAUGGUCCAAUUUUGUACAAAACUUAAGUAU